AUGCCUUUGGCCACGUCUCUGCCCCGCCGUGUAUUUGUGGUGGGGGUCGGCAUGACCAAGUUGCCUGGGGAUGCGAAUAAAGACUACCCGGACUUGGCAAAGGAAGCAGGCCAGAAGGCUUUAGCGGAUGCCCAGAUCCCUUACUCAGCAGUGGAACAGGCAUGUGUUGGCUACGUUUAUGGUGACUCCACCUGUGGGCAGAGGUCUAUAUAUCACAGUUUGGGACUGACCGGAAUUCCUAUAAUCAAUGUCAACAAUAACUGUUCUACUGGCUCAACUGCUUUGUUUAUGGCCCGGCAACUGAUUCAGGGUGGUCUGGCAGAUUGUGUCUUGGCUCUUGGGUUUGAGAAGAUGGAAAAGGGAUUACUUAGUUUUGCAAAUAGGACCAAUCCAAUAGAUAAGCAUGUUGAAGUCAUGAUUAACAAGUAUGGAUUAUCUCCGCAUCCAUUUGCUGCUCAGCUGUUUGGGCAUGCUGGAAUAGAGCACAUGGAAAAAUAUGGAACAAAACCUGAACACUUUGCGAAAAUUGGAUGGAAAAAUCAUAAACAUGCAGUUAAUAACCCGUAUUCCCAGUUCCAGAAGGAGUACAGCUUGGAUGAAGUGAUGUCAUCUCAAAGAAUUUUUGAAUAUUUGACUAUCUUACAAUGCUGUCCUACUUCAGAUGGUGCUGCAGCGGCAGUUUUGGCUAGUGAAGUGUUUGUUCAGAAAAAUGGCCUGAAAUCCAAAGCUGUGGAAAUUGUGGCUCAAGAGAUGAUAACUGACUUGCCAAGCUCAUUUGAAGAAAACAGCAUGAUUAAAGUGGUUGGCUUUGAUAUGAGUAAAGAAGCUGCCAGAAAAUGCUAUGAGAAGUCUGGCCUGAGACCAAGUGAUAUUGAUGUAAUAGAACUUCACGAUUGCUUUUCUUCCAAUGAACUUUUUACUUAUGAAGCACUGGGACUCUGUCCAGAAGGUCAAGGUGGAAAACUGGUUGAUGAUGGAGAUAAUACUUAUGGAGGAAAGUGGGUCAUAAAUCCCAGUGGUGGACUGAUCGCAAAGGGACACCCACUUGGAGCUACAGGUCUGGCUCAGUGCGCCGAACUCUGCUGGCAGCUGAGAGGGGAAGCCGGGAAGAGGCAAGUUCCUGGUGCAAAGGUUGCUCUGCAGCAUAAUUUGGGCCUUGGAGGAGCUGCGGUUGUCACGCUGUACAGGAUGGGUUUUCCUGAAGCUGCCAGAUCUCCCCAAGUUGAGGCUGUUCCAACCAGCUCUACACUUGACGGAUUUAAGGCAAAUCUUGUCUUUAAGGAGAUUGAGAAGAGGCUUGAAGAGGAAGGGGAGCAGUUUGUAAAGAAGAUUGGUGGUAUUUUCGCCUUCAAGGUGAAGGAUGGCCCCGAGGGCAGAGAAGCCACCUGGGUGGUAGACGUGAAGAAUGGCAAAGGAGCCGUGCUCCCUAACUCAGAUAAGAAAGCCGACUGCACAAUAACGAUGUCCGACUCAGACUUAGUGGCUUUGAUGAUUAAAAUGAAUCCUCAGUUGGCCUUCUUUCAAGGCAAAUUGAAAGUCCUUGGCAACAUGGGUCUGGCUAUGAAGUUACAGAAUCUUCAGCUUCAGCCCAGCAAAGCUAAGCUGUGA
Sus scrofa (pig) is the source of this 1608-nucleotide messenger RNA. RefSeq names its product sterol carrier protein 2 (gene SCP2). Gene Ontology annotation, molecular function: acyltransferase activity, transferring groups other than amino-acyl groups. Lineage: Eukaryota; Metazoa; Chordata; Mammalia; Artiodactyla; Suidae. The record is from RefSeq and is marked provisional.